Molecule: messenger RNA, 3150 nt
Organism: Acanthopagrus latus (yellowfin seabream)
Lineage: Eukaryota; Metazoa; Chordata; Actinopteri; Spariformes; Sparidae
Gene: gna14a
Product: guanine nucleotide binding protein (G protein), alpha 14a
Exons: 7
Coding region: 858-1922 (354 amino acids)
Biological process (GO): adenylate cyclase-modulating G protein-coupled receptor signaling pathway; phospholipase C-activating dopamine receptor signaling pathway; action potential
Cellular component (GO): heterotrimeric G-protein complex
Molecular function (GO): G protein-coupled receptor binding; GTPase activity; guanyl nucleotide binding
Source: RefSeq, a predicted model, not a curated record
UGACAUCACAUGCACAUUAUCAUACUGUAACAUUACUAACAAGAGGAAGAUCCCUCAGAGAUUUCUGUCCUCCUGCAAGAUUAGAAGUGCUGAAAGUGGAAACAGAGUGAAUCCAUCCAGGAUUUAAUUCAUUUAGACGAAUCAUUCACUCACAGCUGGCCUUCCUGCCCCCUUGUGGCCGUGUGGAGACACUGCACCGAGGCAGGAUCCUUCACUUCCCAUUUCCAUGUAACGCUGCGCAACUUUGGAGGAUGUUUCACACCCUGAGCUCCUUGUGACACAUGUCGGAUGUGUAUAAAAACUUGCCAGGAAAGCUUCUCGCAGCCUGCAGCCAUGUGAUAAACGUCAGUUUACGCAGCAGGCCCGUGGAUCCUUCUUUCCUGGCUUUUUUUUGUUUUGUUUUGUUUUUGUUUGGUUUGGUUUUUGUCUUUAAUCAAAAACCUACUCCACCAUUCUCAGUUUGCAUGAUCUCUGUGGGGUAAAGUCAACACAGUCUGCCUGCUCUGGAUGCCAACUUCCCAUUUUAUCUGCUUCUAUUUGCAGCCGGUGCCACGCCCUCCAGAAAAGGCUGGAUAAAGUUGAACAAGUGUCCUCCUCCUUCACACCAGCCACAGCACCUUAUCAGGAAAGAUCAGAGCUUUUUACUGUUAAAAAAAAAAAAAAGAUCUCUGGACUUUCCUCUGUAGCGCAGAAUUUCGGAAUAUUUAAGCCAUCGCAUUCAAAUUAAGAGGAAGAAAGGGGUUUAAAAGAUGCUCUGCGCCCUUUUGCUGAAUUUGUGAAGCGAGAGAAGGGAGCACACACCUCCAGAAGCCUCCAGCAUUUUCACCUUGACCGCAGAGGGCUCGCUGGUGUGAGGGAUGGCUGGCUGCUGCGUGUCGGCGGAGGACAAAGAGAACCAGAGGAUCAACGAGGAGAUCGAGAAGCAGCUGCGGAGGGACAAGAAGGACUCUCGGAGGGAGCUGAAGCUGCUGCUGCUGGGUACUGGAGAGAGCGGGAAGAGCACCUUCAUCAAACAAAUGAGGAUCAUCCAUGGAGGAGGUUACUCGGAUGAGGACAAGAAGAGCUACGCCAAGCUGGUGUUCCAGAACAUUUACACGUCCAUGCAGACGAUGAUCCGAGCCAUGGAGGUUCUUAGUAUAUCCUUCUCUGACCCACAGAACCAGAGUCAUGCAAAUGCAAUCCUGGAGGUGGAGGUGGACAAGGUGGAGGAGUUAGAACAAAGCUUCGUGAUGGGCAUCAGGAGUCUGUGGGCCGACGGAGGGAUACAGGAGUGCUACGACCGACGCAGGGAAUACCAGCUGUCCGACUCCACCAAAUACUAUCUCACGGACCUGGAUCGAAUUGCACAACCCUCUUACCUACCUGACCUGCAAGAUAUCCUCAGAGUCCGAGUGCCAACCACGGGUAUCAUCGAAUACCCCUUUGACAUGGAGAAUGUCAUCUUCAGGAUGGUGGAUGUCGGGGGUCAGAGGUCAGAGAGGAGGAAGUGGAUCCACUGCUUCGAGAACGUCACCUCCAUCAUCUUCCUGGUGGCGCUCAGCGAGUACGACCAGGUUCUGGCCGAGUGCGACAACGAGAACCGUAUGGAGGAGAGCAAGGCCCUGUUCAAAACCAUCAUCACCUACCCCUGGUUCCAGCGCUCCUCCGUCAUACUCUUCCUCAACAAGACCGACAUCCUGAAGGAGAAGAUCAUGUACUCUCACAUAGCCACGUACUUCCCUGAAUUCACAGGGCCGCAGCAGGAUUCCGGAGCAGCUCAAGAAUUCAUCCUGAAAAUGUACCAAGAACAAAACCCGGACAAGGACAAGACGCUGUACCCUCACUUCACCUGCGCCACGGACACGGAAAACAUCCGCUUCGUCUUCGUGGCCGUCAAAGACACCAUCCUCAGACACAACCUGAAGGAGUUCAAUCUGGUGUAAAAUGGAGCAGGAGGACCGCCGAGGGUAGAAGUAACGACGCGAGGAGAGCCACGAUAGGAGAUACACAUAAAGAUAAACUUUACAGUGAUUUGUCAUAGUUGUCUAAACAGAGAACACUUGGAUUUCACAUAAAGUUUCUCCCUGUUUAAACAACUAAUGACUAAAGAUCCUUGGUGUCAUUGUGCCGGUAAGAGUUCAGCUGUGUGUAAGCUGCUCUCUGGAAUGUAAUAUUUAUGUGUCGUGUGUAAUUUAUAGCAUUUAUAGAGAUGUACUGCAGGGAAAGAGAUACUUAACAGCAGAACUGAGGAUGUGAAAACUAUUUAUUUUUUAAAGAUUAUUAUGUAAUAUUACUGACCUGUCAAGUAGGCAACAUAUUUCACUAAUUCUUAAAAUAGUUAUCAGAAAUGCUCACGCACGUGCUGUUUUAAAGAGUUUUUUUGUUAUUUAAUACUGAUACUUAGAACAUUUUAUGCCUUUUGCUUUUAACUCCGAGCCACCUGUCUUCUCCCGCCUGAAGGUGCCUUAUUUACUCAGCACACUGAGUUUGUUGUAGAUGUAAAUAAUCCACAUUGUGCUGUGAGACAAAUCCAACUGUUUUUCUUCUCAUGAGAUAUGCAAAGUACACGUGUGGUGAUUUUGAAUAAACAAUUAUAGUUACUUAUUGAAGAGCGUCGUUUGUGUGCGUGGGAUCUUCUGGGUACAACAAAAGACGGAUGACGACGCUGAGAUUCAAUACACAUAUUUUAUUUCAUUUUUUCGGAAAGAGCAGGAGAGAGAGAGAGAAAAAAAACAAAAACAUUAGGCCACUCCAGUGUAUAUUUUGCUCCCCAAAAACCAAAAAUGACAAACAUUAACUGGCAACAUAAACACUUAGUCGCAUUAAACUGCGAUGCACCACAAACCAAAAAGCAAAACCUUAAAAAAGCGUCAGAAAUUAACAGCAGCUCGUAAUAAUUAGCAUUCGUUUCUAUUAAAUAUACUUUUCUCUGCAUAACUCGUUAACAUCGUUGGCAUUGCAUACGUGUGGUAUAAAAACAUAAAAAUCACAAAAUUACAAUCUGUAACACCGUAACACAAUGGACUAUUGUGUGAGUGUGGAUAUAUAUGUACAGACAGUUUAUUAUUUUAGAUCAAUAUACAGCAAAUUGAUAAGCGUAGUAUAAAAAUAGCAUGCCUCUCUAAAUCACACACUGAACAGUCUUCAACUGCAGCAACGUAUUUAAAAAAA